AUGGUACGUUUUCGUAUAGCUGGUAGUCCGUUGUUGUACAACUCAGCGUGUUUCUUCAUCGUGCUACCUGACUGUAUUGUUAAGCAAGUAUCCGUGGCGUUAUCUAAUGUUGAAUAUCACGGCAAAUAUAAACAUAGAUCAUCUUUUAAUCUGCUGUACAAAUUGGGUCCAAAGGAUAAGUACCAAUUUUACGGUACAGUGGUAAACAAGCAGUCACGUUAUCUCGAUUUGCUUCCAUGA
Messenger RNA from Brugia pahangi, 240 nucleotides. The record is from the annotation of a GenBank genome assembly. Lineage: Eukaryota; Metazoa; Nematoda; Chromadorea; Rhabditida; Onchocercidae.